Frieseomelitta varia is the source of this 945-nucleotide messenger RNA. Its product is annotated as allatotropin-like. The transcript has 2 exons. Bases 445 to 861 code for a protein of 138 amino acids. The record is from RefSeq and is a predicted model, not a curated record. Lineage: Eukaryota; Metazoa; Arthropoda; Insecta; Hymenoptera; Apidae.
GGAAAAUGUAUAAUUUACUAUUUCAAUAAGCAAUAUGAUGUUGUCUAAUAUAAAGUAUAAUCAAAAUAUGAUAAAUAUAUUCUUAAUCUUCCUUUGAUGAAAAUAUGGGUAAUUGCAUUCUAUGCUAUUAAACUUGUUCAAAAUUAUUAAAUCAUAAUUACUCAAAUGAAUACCGUGGUGCAUAAUGCAUAACUUUCGUACUAUCUUUGUAAUUUUUAUAGUAGCAUUUCCAAUAGGCAAAAUUACAGACAAAUAUAUAUAUAUAAUCCAUAUUACAAUAAAUAUAAGACUUGAUGCUUAUCUUUAACAAACCCGUUGUCUUAGGAUAUUUAGAAGUGAGCUUAUUCUUUAGACAUUCUUGUUUUGUUUUAUUCCCCAAAAGAUAUAUUAUAAAUAAGAAUUAGAUUUUAUGUAUAACUUUUUUCAAAUGUACAAAUAUAAUUAAUGAAUCCUUUUUUUUUUAUGUUAGCAAUCAUGCGAGCAACUAUCAUCAUUGUUUUGGCUUUAGCCACGGGGAUUGUUGUAGCCACAUCUAGAAAUCGUAAUUAUUCUCAUUUCGUAAAACAUCCUGCAAGACCGCGAGUAAUUCGAGGCUUUAAACCUGAAUACAUAUCUACGGCAUAUGGUUUUGGGAAGAGGCAAAGUAUUAUCGAUGUCCCAAAAAUUAAUAGGCAGGAACGAAUUUUAUCUACACUUUUACGUUAUUUUCCACAGAGAAUACCUGUAGAAUGGUUACUUCAACAGAUGAAGACAAACCCAAAUUUUGCUACGAAAUUAACACAAGUGUUAAUGGAUGAACGUACUAAUUUCAUUUCAAUGAUGGAUCGCUCUAAUCCAGAAAGAAUAACUUGGCUGUAUUAAAUCAUUCAUUGUAUGAUCAAAUAAUAUAUACAAUUUCUAGCUAUAACCUUUUAGUUUAAUAAAUCUGCGAUGUUCGAGAAAUUA